Magallana angulata is the source of this 1263-nucleotide messenger RNA. RefSeq lists its product as uncharacterized. Gene Ontology annotation, biological process: DNA integration. The transcript has a single exon. The record is from RefSeq and is a predicted model, not a curated record. The coding region runs from base 1 to 1263 and encodes 420 amino acids. Gene Ontology annotation, molecular function: nucleic acid binding. NCBI's taxonomy places the organism in Eukaryota, Metazoa, Mollusca, Bivalvia, Ostreida, Ostreidae.
AUGCUCAAAGCAGAAUGGGAAUCAUCUCCAAAUGAUCCCUGCAUUCGAUCAUACUUCGUCAACCGCGACAAACUUACCAUCGCUCCUACUGAAAACGGAAGCAAUCUACUCUUCGAAAACCGUCUCGUCAUACCAGAACACCUACAGAAGACAGUUGUAGAACUUGCGCACGAGGGUCACCAAGGAAUAGUGAAGACAAAUCAACUUCUACGAGACAAAGUAUGGUUUCCUGGAAUCAACCAGCUAGUCGAAGAGAUCUGUAAGAAAUGCAUACCCUGUGCUGCUAGUACUCCAACAAAACAUCACAAACCACUACAGAUGACAGAAAUACCUGAUGAACCCUGGUCUCGUGUUUCCGCUGAUUUUUGUGGUCCGUUUCCAACAGGAGAGUACCUAUUGGUUGUGAUAGAUGACCAUUCAAGAUACCCUGUGGUAGAAGUACUGCGAUCUACAUCUGCCAGAUCUGUAAUUCCUCUAUUUGACAAAAUUUUCUCAUUGUUUGGAAUACCAGAAGAACUGAAAACGGAUAAUGGCCCACCAUUCCAAAGUUUUGAAUUCAGACAGUUUGCAGAACAACUAGGAUUCAAACACCAUAGAAUCACACCAUUAUGGCCGAAGGCCAAUGGAGAGGCUGAAAGAUUUAUGAGAACCCUAGGCAAAGCCAUCAGAACAGCCCACAUAGAAUCCAAGAAUUGGAAACAGGAAAUGUUUACAUUUCUGAGGAACUACAGGGCAACAUCCGAUAGUACCACCAACCUAUCUCCGGCAGAAAGUCUCUUAAACAGAAAAAUGAGGACCAAACUACCACAGAUGAAGGAAAAGAAGAAGAAACUGAUUGAUAUCUUCAGCAAGGACAGACAGGCAAAAGAAAAAAUGAAAGUGUAUGCUGACACGAGGAACAAUGCGAAGGAAUCUUACAUCAAGGAAGGCGAUACAGUGCUUGUGAAGACUCCAAAAGAAAACAAGCUAUCAACACCGUUCAGUUCCAAACCGUACAUAGUGAAGGAAAGAAACGGAAGUCAGAUAACCGCAGAACGGGGAGGAAAAACCAUAGUUCGAAAUUCAUCUCAUUAUAAGAAAAUCAAAGUUGAUCCUGACACACUGAAGGACCAAGAAGAAGGCAAAGAUGAGCUGGAAGAAAUCCAAAUACCGAAUACUCCGACUAUCAUUGAGCCCGACAAAGAUCCUCUCCCAUAUGUUCGCAACAGACCAACACGCGCAGCCAAACAACCGAAGUACCUGAAAGACUACGUUCUCACUUGA